This is a messenger RNA of Amoebophrya sp. A25, 3909 nucleotides long. Lineage: Eukaryota; Dinophyceae; Syndiniales; Amoebophryaceae. The record is from the annotation of a GenBank genome assembly.
CGCAGAUUCGAGAAACGUUAACCUUUCAAUUUGGUAUUCGAUAAGGUAGGGACGGAAUACGCAUGGAAAUUUGAAAAUGAAGGUGAUUAAUGUGAAUGAAGCUUCGUUCAAAUAAUUACGUUCGCUUAUUAAUUUAGUCUGAUGAGCCUGAGCAAUACAUGCGGUUGGUCGUCUAGCUAAUUCAUCGAUGUCGUGGUAUUAGAUUCUUCCAACAAACAAAAUGACGCCCAAAUGCAAGCCUCAUUCCGAGAGCAAGGACGUGAGCGUUGCCAUCAUCGGUGGCGGCGUUUCUGGUCUGGCGCUUGCUCAGGGCCUGUGUGCGAAUCAAAUACGUUGCACGGUUUUUGAUACGGGCAGGGGUUCCGCCGGCGGUCGAUGCAGUUCUCGAAUCCUAAAAGACAAGGCUUCCGCUUCACCAGUCACUGUCGAUCACGCUUGUCAGAUAUUUCGUGGCUUCGCUGAGGAGGACGCGCAGCCGCUUCUUGCUAGUGGCAUCGUACGAAUUGUCCAGGAUGAAGAAGUCGCAACUCUGGAAUACCAAAGAGAAAAAGGGAUAAGCGAACAAGAUGGAGAUGAUGGAGAAAGUCGCUCCAGUUUUUUCACGAAAACAAAAAUUGGUGGAGAAACCGAAAUCCGACCAAAGCAUGAAAUAAACGACGUCAAGAAAGAGGUCGAAGUGAACGAAAAUGCCGCUUCGUCAAGUUCGACUUCGCCAGGGAAAAGUGGUGCUCUCCUUGUUCCUGCAAACGCUAGUCGAGGAGUGGGUUCCCUCGUCGACUUUCUUGUGAAGAAGUGUGGAGAAAGGAAUGGUAAAGAGUUUCAACUGCGCUUAGAAACAUGGGUUUCCGAAAUUUUCUGGGACACACCUACGAAACGCUGGAUGAUAAAGGACACUGAAGGAUGGCGUACAGAAACGUAUUCGCAUCUCUUAAGACUACUGUCACCUUAGCUUCACUAGUUGUGGUAGUUCUUCAUCAUUACUUAACAUAAUGCACUUGCUUUCACUGAUGCCCAUGCUAUUGUAAGCUUUAGUAUCGGAACUGCAGGUGGCAAAAGCAUAAGCAAGGAAGCACGUAGUGGUUCCGCAUGCGUAUUCUCGUCUUUCGAGGACCCCCUCACUCUCACACUCUAGGUUGGCAGAUUGAAAAAUAACUGCAAUCUUCCCUCUAAUUUCAGUCAUGGCACAUUGUGGCAAGUGCGCCACGCGCCUGAUCGAAACAGCUAAAGAGGUGCAGAGUUCUCUCAUCGCCUCCAAGUACUUGAAUUGUCGAUUUGUCAGAGGCGCUCGAGAGGUGGGAGGUGAAGAUACCUUUACAGCUACCGGUAAGAGCAAAGGAAAAAAACAGGCCUUCAGCAAGAGUGGACGCGGCACAGGAAAGACCUUGGACGACGUGACGAGCAAGGCGAAGCUCGACAUAGUGUCCCAGUAUUCCGUUAUUGUGAAGGUAAAGCAAAACGUGGAGUGGAGAUCUUCCCCGGCUUCGAAUGGUGGUCAACAAGAGCCACCGUGGUACUUUCAGAUCCAGAACCACCCUGUGCUUUCGUCAGCGACGAACAACAGGAAUAAGUACCAACAUGAUGGGAACAUCAAGAAGGGUGAAACUUCUCGUCUAGUCAAUAGAGGUGGCGAUAUGUGGACACUGUUAUCCACAGUGCAGUUUGCGCAUGAGCACAAGUGCGCACAAGAAAACAUUCCCGCGUCUGUGCGUGCUCUGGUUUCGAAGGAAAUAUGCGUCGCCUUCUCCAAAGUUUUGGAUUUUUGCGCCCAAAGCGGAAGUGCUUCUAUUAAAGACGACGUAGAAACUGUCUUCGAAGUUCAGCACGUUCAACUGUGGGGAGCCGCUCUGCCAGCGAAUCGGUUGCCUGCUUCAAGCAAUACCACACCAAGGCUGGGGUCGUAUCUUUACGAUGCGGAUUUUCAUCUCGGAGUUGUCCGCGAUUGGCUUGCGGGUGACAACAUUGGUGCCGCAUUUCGAAGUGGGAGAGAACUGGCUGAUGCCUUGGUUCAUCUUACCACGUCUUCCUCUUUUACAGGUCGUGAGAUGGCAUCAUCUCGAAACCUGGGUGAGCGAGUUGAUUUUUGCAGUUGCAGCAAUGAUGUUAGUGCCCGCACUGCCUCUACUGCCACAACAAACAAGAGUUCCGCACAUGCGCCUUCAUUCAGCGAACGAAGAGACGAGCAACCUCUUAAGAACAUCUCAGCCGAACUUCCGUCUAACGCACAAGCAGCGGGUGACGCGAGAAGCAGGAGAAGGGCAAGAGGAAGAGGCAGGUGGCAAAAGGACAAGGUCCCUCAGGGUCAGGACGAUGCAAAAAUGAAAAAUGUCGGUAAUAAAAGACAGGACGACGAGCAGCAGAGAGGAGACCUUUUUUUAUCAUCACCUGUCAGUCCCAGUCCUGCGCCAGAGAAAACGAACGAAAUGACGUCGGAGGCAGACACGAAUGACUGCCCUGACGCACCAGCUGAUGAAAAUAAUGCCAACGCCAAGGAAGACGGUGAUUGGAAAUGGGCCGUCCGGCAGCGCGUCUGGGACUAUCUUGAGAAGCAUGAAGAUUUGGCCAGAUUUCCGCGUCCGGUCCGUCAUCGUAUCCCCAAUUUCGUUGGUGCGGAGGCUGCGGCAGAAAAGAAUUUUGCCACUCUACCUGAGUUUCAACGUGCGCGCGUGGUGAAGGUCAACCCGGAUACCCCGCAAAAGCAGAUUCGUUUUUCGACGAUGAAGCAGGGGAAGACGCUGAUGGUGCCGCAGCCCCGUCUUUUAAAGGGAUUUUUCUCCAAAAUCACCCAUGAAGCCGUGAACGCGUAUCACCAAGACAACUCCUUUAAGGGCUGCUCUUUGAAAAUCAAAAUCAAUGUUGGCUAGAUACACAGGUGCAUUAUAGUUACACUUAGUCCGUGGAGUAUACAGAUUACGUCAAUACGUAGGAAGUAGCUGUCUGCUGGUCACUGAUUUUUUCACCAGUGACCUUCAGGAUGCUCCGUCUCAUCACUUCUAACAUCGCCGUGUUAUAUUAGUGCUCCUCCUGAGAUUAUGUACCUGGAUCCACGUGAAUACUAAGAAGGGAGAAACUUCCCGGAAUCUUCCCAGAAUCUCCCCGGAAUCUUUCCCAUCUUCUCGCUAGCAAUGGCCUCGGAAUCUUUUCAGAAACUUCCCCGAAUCUUCUCACAAACUUCCGAAAAGUCACAAAAGUGGCGAAGUUUCUGGAAAGUUUCCGCGAAGUUGCUGCCUUCGGGAUUCACGUGGCUGCAACAUGUUUCUAAUGAGAAUUAUCCGAAGUUAAAUGGCAAUGCUAAUGACGCGAUCAGAAAAGGCGAGGGAGUGUCGAGAGAAUGGCGCUGCUGUUACUAGGAGUACUAGUUGUAGACCCUAUAAUUGUUGAGGAGAAGCCGAAGAUGAAGUGUCGGAAAAACUAUUACUACUAAACUAGAAAAAGGCUAGUUGAGGAGACAUAUCGCCAUACAUGAUUUGGCUUUGACCACACCGACACGACACCGACUUUCUGGAAGGGAGCCCGUCCUUGCUUAGUCUUUCUGUUUCUUGAGCUUCCGCCCGGUUGGGUUAUCGGUUUUUAAGCUUUAGCUUUCGUCUGGUCUACUUAAUGUACUUCGAGCGUGGCGCUCCGCGCUCGCUCGUCUUCUACUAGUACUGGCCUAAUCAAAGAGUACAACGGUUAGUCAGUGGUAGCUACUUAGCGUUGGCCGUCCGAAGCAUCUAGUAGCUGGCUGUAAAGUUGCUCUUCCUUUUUUAAUGUUGCUGUUAUUUUUGAGUGAAUGAAUUUUUGUAUAUUUCUACUCUGGUCUGUCGUUUGUGAAACGCAAUGCGACCCAUCUGGUGGCCAGAAACACGGUAGCCCCAGGAUACAAAAAACAAAAAAAAAAAGAAAUUUUUUCUGAAAUCUGCGAACCCAAAU